UACCACCACAUGUAUUAAGCAGCUUUUUUGUUGAACGACUGCUUUCAAUCCUGCAGGAACAUUUUCAGUAUAAAAGUACAUCCAAUUAAAUGACUUUUUCAUUGCGCCAUCUGUCACCACAUAAAAUCGGCCUGGCAGGUAAAAUUAUCUUUAGAAGUAUCAAAUGACCAUGUUCAAAACUGGGCCUUUUUUGCAACAGUUUAAGUAGACAAUAGGUUUGCACAUGACGUGAUUGUGUACAACAAAUUUGUCUUAUUAUCAAGCAAACAAAAUAGUGUUUAUGGUGAGCGGACUGGGAGAAGUGUUCUCUUUUUGAGAAAUAUUUCUAGUUUUGUGUGUAUGGUAUAUCAGUAGCUCAUAAUUACUUAUUCUAAAUACCAAAAUCUGUUUGGAGACCAUUCUAUUAAAAGACCACUUUUUGGCAGUCACUUAUGUGGUGUUUUAUUGAACAAUGUCUAAUGUACUAAAAAACAGUUAUAGUUUCAAGGUCAGUUAGAAAUGUUUAUGUUGUAAUCGGUGCUUAAAGCCAGCAUAGCCUGUUACAGCUGCAUUGGUGUAUCUUAUAGUACUUGUAAUUCCAUUAUUGUGUCUUGACAAUUUUUUAAGUAAGAUGGAACAUUUGUCGGUGAAAGGCGGAAAAGAAAUGAGUCGUAAACAGCUCAUAUUUUACUAUCUUCACUUUGCAGGAUAACACAUGAUGUAGGAGGUGUUGGUGCAAUAAGAAGAAUUAAAGCUGCAAUAUCUGUGGCUAGGGCAGUGAUGGAGAGAACUACCCAUACACUUCUUGUAGGGGAUCAAGCAACUGAGUUUGCAACACAGCUUGGGUUCAAAGAGGAAGAUUUACACAGUGAUAAAAGCAGAGAUUUAUAUAAACAAUGGAAACAAAAGAAUUGUCAGCCUAAUUACUGGAAGAAUGUAGUACCAGACCCAAAACAAUCCUGUGGACCCUACAAACCCAAACCAUUUCCACCAAACAGAAAUAAGCAAGAGUUAUCUGAAGAUUCGUAUAAAGGCAUAGGCAGUGAUAAUCAUGAUACAAUAGGUAUGGUUGUAGUUGACAGUAAAGGAAAUGUAGCAGGUGGAACAUCAACAAACGGGCUGAAUCAUAAGAUUCCAGGACGUGUUGGAGAUUCUCCUAUAGCUGGUGCAGGAAGCUAUGUUGAUAAUGAUGUAGGUGGCGCUGCUGCAACAGGUGAUGGUGACGUCAUGAUGAGAUUCCUACCAAGUUUCCAUGCAGUGAUGAUGAUGAAAAGUGGUGCGUCACCAACUAUAGCAGCCGGUGAUGCUAUAAAAAGUAUAAUUAGAUUUUAUCCAGAUUUUGUUGGUGCUGUUCUAGCAGUGAAUAUUGAAGGGGCACAUGGGGCGGCAUGUCAUGGUAUUGAAAAGUUUCCAUAUUCUAUACGUAGUACAGACUAUAGUGAUGUAACAGUGUUGGAAGUCCCGUGUAUGUGAUUCUCUGAUAAAUGGAAGACAUCAGUUUUUAUCAUUCCACAAUUUAUUGAUUUGAUAAUUACCUUAUAAUUGAUAUUAACUUUAUAUGUACCAAAAACUGUCAGAAAACUCAAUAGUAUAAACAAGUUUAUGCAGCCUUUGUAGGAGCCUUAAAUAUAAACAUUUUCAAAGAUAUGAAAAAAAAUUGUAAAAAAAAUAACACCAUUACUACAUUACAUCUUUUCUUAUGUACAUUCUAUCAGAAAGCUUGUAUAAAAGUCAGAAUGGAAUUUUGUAAAGUGGGAACGAUGUAUGGUUAGGUAUGGUUCUUGAUUUCCUGUGAAAAAGGACAAUUUGUUACAAUACUGUUUUGAAACUUGGCAUGUUACUGCCUUCUUGUAUCAUAUAAUAUUGUAAACCAAACUUAUUUUCUAGCAGGUAAUUUAUUUAACAGUUCAGAAGACAUAUUUUUAUAAUAACCCUUAUCAUGCUGGAUUAUUAACCCUUAUCAUGCUGGAUAGGAUUGAUUCUGUCUUUGCAACAAGUACAGAUCUUGAUCAGCCUGCACAUCCAUGCAGUCUGAUCAAAAUCGGCACUGUUUGCCAUUCAGUCAGAAUCUUUUUCGUAAGCACCCCUUUUAACAGGUAAUGUUACAUCCUGGAUAAGUUCAUUGUAGAAAUUUAUCAGGGUUAAGCAAAAGUAUAAAUGUUUUGAAGAAUUUAGUUUCAAUGAAAUUUUUAAUCAGAUGUAUCAAUGAGAGAAGAUGAUAUUGUUUGAAAGUGUUUUAUUAGCGCACCUGAGCCAAAGGCUCAAGGUGAGUUUUUGUGACCACUAGAUGCCCAUCGUCUGUUAUGUGUCAGCACUUUCUAUAAAAAUCUUCUUGAAAACCACUUGACAGAAUUUCAAGUGAUAUUUGGGUGGCCCCCUUUCAAAAUUGCCCAAAGAAUUUAAAUCCAUCUAGAACUCUGGUUGCCAUGACAACCAACAGGAAAAACUUUAAAAAUCUUCUUUUACAAAACCGCAAGGAUAUAGAGCCUUGAUAUUUGGCUUGUGACAUCAUCUAAUGGUCCUCUAUAAAAAUAUUGUUCAAAUUUUUGCCCCUAGGGUGAAAAGAGGUCCCGCCCCGGGGGUCCCAAGUUUUACAUAGACUUGUACAGGAAAAAACAUUAAAAUCUUAUUGUCUGAAACCAAAAGUCUUAGACCUAGGCCUUUGAUAUUUGGUACAUUGCAUUUCCUAGUGGUCCUCUACCAAGAUUAUUCAAAUUAUGCCCCAUACUUGAAAAGAGGCCCCACCCAGGGGGUCCCAAGUUUUACAUAGACUUAUAUAGGAAAAAAACUUUAAAAAUCUUCUAGCCUGUAUCUACAAGGCAUACACUUCUGAUAUUUGGUAUGUUGCAUUGCCUAUUGUUCCUCUACCAAAAUUGUUCAACUUAUGCCCCUGGGGUGAAAAAAAGCCCUGCCCUAGGGGUCCAAAGUUUUACAUAGACUUAUAUAGGAAAAAAAUCUUCUUGUCUGAAAGUUCAAGGCCUAGGCCUUUGAUAUUUGGUAUAUAGCAUUGCUUAGUGGAUCUCUAACAAGAAUGUUCAAAUUUUGCCCCUGCAGUGAAAAGAGGCCCACCCUGGGGGUCACUUGUUAUAUGAGUUAUAUAGGAAAAAAUACUUUAAAAAUUAUCAAAUCAUAUUUCCUAGACUGUUUAAUUAUAAUUACCUGAUGACCCGAAGUGGGCCUUGAAAUUAUGAUGACAUUUACAGUUUUGCACACCAUUCAUAAAACUGGUUUUCAGUGACCAUAAAUGUGACCUACUGACCUACUUUCUUACUAUUUUAGCAUCAGUUUGACAUUUGAAACAUGUAGCUCAUAUUACUCAGGAGAGCAAUCCAGGGUCAUUAUGACCUUCUUGUUUUAUUUUCUAUCACUAUUUAACAGAUCUCAUUUAUUUAGUGAAAACAGAUGUUUGAUUUGUUUGAAUACUGUUUCUUUAUCUCAGGAAAUGCUGUGUGUACUGUUGAGGGAAUCAUGUUGUGAACUUGACCACUCACCUGACAGUACAUGCUGUGCUAUAUCUUUUCAAUUCUAAUUUUUAUUUUUCUAAAUAGUAUUGAGCGUAGUUUGGCAGAAAUCAAAAGAAGUUAAUGCACACCUUUCAGUAAAAAAGUUUAUUUUUGGGUGAUAACAAAUUCAUAAAUUAACUUGUUUGUAGACCUACAUUCAAAAAUAAAUGCCAUUUAGUUGUCCUCCAAUUUGUAAACAAAAAAUAAUAUUAUGAUCAUUGUUCAGUUCUAAUUUUUCCCUAGGCGUGAGAACAUUGCGACCUCAUUACGCCGUCUGGUUGAAAUACUUAUCAGCAAAACUUGUUCAUGUCUGCUGUAUGUCUGUUGUUAGCGUGAUGUUUCAGAUUUAGAUUUGAAUGUACUUUUAACCCCAAUCAUGGUGGACACGAUUGGUUCUGCCUUUGCGGCCAGUGUAGAUCAUGAUCAACCUGCACAUCCAUGCAGUCUAAUCAUAAUCUGCACUGUUUGCCAUUCAGUUAAAAUCUAGGUGAGCACCUCUUUUAACAGUUUAUGGUACUGUCCAAAUUGGGAGAUGGACAAGUUCAUUAUAAAAAAUUCAGCAGGGUAAGGGUUAAAAGAUAUUUAGGUAGUUAUAUGUCAUGAAAUGAAUGACCGCAUACCUUAUUCAGAUCUUAGUUUAAAUGUUUCUUUCUUAUAUUAAAAUUGUUACAUGGUACUCUUAUAGUUAUUUUAUAUGUAAGUAACCAAUGUUUUAACUUUCAUCAGGCUUAUACAUGAUUAAAUCAUUGAUUAUAUAAAAACUAUGAUUGAUUUUUACCAGACAACUUGUCUGAAAACUGUACAUUGUGCAAAUUUAUGAUGCAUUAAUCAUUUGCAAUAAUUUAUUGAAUAAAUAUGCAAUUAUUUCUUAUUCAGUUGUUACGAAAAAUAAAGAUGUUUUGCCAGAAUAUUAUA
This is a messenger RNA of Mercenaria mercenaria, 4397 nucleotides long. RefSeq names its product putative N(4)-(beta-N-acetylglucosaminyl)-L-asparaginase GE19290. The transcript is spliced from 7 exons. Gene Ontology annotation, cellular component: lysosome. Gene Ontology annotation, biological process: protein deglycosylation. Bases 760 to 1452 code for a protein of 230 amino acids. Gene Ontology annotation, molecular function: N4-(beta-N-acetylglucosaminyl)-L-asparaginase activity. Lineage: Eukaryota; Metazoa; Mollusca; Bivalvia; Venerida; Veneridae. The record is from RefSeq and is a predicted model, not a curated record.